AUGGGGCAGGGGAUGUGCUGCGGUGCCUGGGGCGCUCCCGCUCCCGGCACGCAGGCAGGGCCCGGGACCCCCGCCCGUGGGGCUCCUGGCGCCCGCCUCGGGCUCUGGGGCACGGCGGCCUCCCGGUCCCCGGCGCCGCUCGGCGCCUUCGUGUCCUCCAGCAGCCCCGAGCUGCUGCUCCGCCAGCGCGUGCAGGUGACCCGGCACCAGCGCACGCGCCACCGGCACCUCCUGCUGUUCCCGCACGCCAUCGCCAUCGCCACCUUCAAAUGCGGCUCCAUCCUCCGGCUGAGGCACCGGGUGCUGCUCAGCCAGCUGUGGGUGCUGUGCCGCGACGAGGCGGUGGCGGCGGCCAGCCCAGAGCACGACGAGGAGGUCUUUGGCCUUAAGACCAGCCAGACCCUCAUCCUCGUCUGGACCACCGGCCUCUGCGUGGUCACCUUUGGGCAGAGCCAAGGAGCCCCGGGAGCCAGGGUCACCCGCCUGCCCUCCCUGCGGCUCCUCACCAAGGUGGUCGGCUUCUACGGCCCCGUAAGUGUCCGCACGGCCUCCGCUCCGCCCCGAGAGCCGCUUGGCUUUCCCACCCGACCACGCAACGGGUUGCUCACGGAGGCACCUUGCUCUCUCGCCCAGGAGGCGUCGCUGACGGCCAGGACCGUGGAGGCGCUCAUUUUGGCAGAGGCUGCAGCCAAGCAGUGCCCCCGGGCGGACCCUUCAGCCGUCGAAGAGGCACUUUGCUGCUCGGCUGCAGACGGAGCCAAGGGAGGGCGGAAGGUGGCGAUCUCAUGGCCCCUGGCUUGGAGAGGAACCUCUGCCACCGGGGACUGCCCAGGGCAGCUAGGCUCCGGCCCCCAGCUGUCUCUCUUUGGGCAGCCUCUGGCCCUCAUCUGCGGGCCAGGUGAUGCCCUGCCCCAGCCAGUCCAGGAGCUCCUGGACCUACUCUAUGAGAGAGGCCCGGCCACCGAGGGCAUUUUCCGGAAGGCGGCCAACGAGAAGGCACGCAGGGAGUUGAGGGAAGAGCUGGACAGAGGCACGCAGGUUGAUCUGUCGAGCAAACCCGUGCACCUGCUGGCAGUGGUGCUGAAGGACUUCCUGAGGAACAUCCCCUGCAAACUCCUCGUGGCCGACCUCUAUGACAAGUGGCUGCUAGCGCUGGAGAAGCCCAGCCUGCAGGAGAAAAUUGCAGGCCUGAGAGAGGUGGCUGGCCUGCUGCCUCCAGCAAACCGCCUCUUGCUCCGGCGCUUGCUCUCUGUGCUCCACCACAUCAGUGAAAGUGCAGAGAGCAACCGGAUGGAUGCCAGCAACCUGGCGAUCUGCGUGGGGCCAAACAUGCUCAGCCCCGACAUGGACACCACGCUCCCGCUGGCCGUGCAGAAGGAGAGCAACGACAAGGUGACGCUCUUGGUGGAGCUCCUCAUCCACAACUGCGCAGCAGUAUUUGGGGAUGACGUUGCCUCGACCAAGGAGUCACGGGAGCACACAGGCAGCUCCACAGGUGCUGCUCAGCAGAACAGUGCUGCCUGCAACAGCCCCGAGCCUGCAGCUGAAGGCAGCCCUGUGAACUGCCACCAGGAGCAGCAGCCCAAAGCAGCAAGUGCUUUGGGGAGCAGCACCUAUCCCACCUGCCUCUCUGCCCCUCCACUGACUAGUCAGAAGAAGGAGGUCAGCAACAUGCCCAGGAGCUUCUCAGAGGCAGACCUGUCCUGCCAGAGCAGCAGCCUGGAAGGCAGGAGAUGGGAUCCGGAGGCAGCCAAAAGAGAGGAGCCUUUUCCCAGUCAGGAGACAAAGUGCAGCGUGGAGAAGGGGGCUCUGGAAACAACGCCUUGCCAUCCUGCAGGCACGCUUGUCAAAUGGCACUCCCUCCCCACAAUAUCCUCCGGCUGCUCCCUGCAAAGCUCCUUUUCUCCUCUGAUGGCUCGGUCUUCACCACCUCUUCACUAG
Molecule: messenger RNA, 1941 nt
Organism: Rhea pennata
Lineage: Eukaryota; Metazoa; Chordata; Aves; Rheiformes; Rheidae
Product: T-cell activation Rho GTPase-activating protein-like
Exons: 10
Coding region: 1-1941 (646 amino acids)
Biological process (GO): regulation of Rho protein signal transduction; signal transduction
Molecular function (GO): GTPase activator activity
Source: RefSeq, a predicted model, not a curated record